Molecule: messenger RNA, 2415 nt
Organism: Endocarpon pusillum Z07020
Lineage: Eukaryota; Fungi; Ascomycota; Eurotiomycetes; Verrucariales; Verrucariaceae
Exons: 1
Coding region: 1-2415 (804 amino acids)
Biological process (GO): regulation of DNA-templated transcription
Molecular function (GO): DNA binding
Source: RefSeq, a predicted model, not a curated record
AUGGAGUACUUUGACUUUGACGAUGCGUCUCACACUCAUCUGGGUGGGGAUACGAGUGACUAUGCCCAUACGUUUCCGGAGCCGCAGGAAGCAGAGCCCCAGAUCGAGCCCUGCUUUGAAGAAGAUGCCCUGCUAGGAGACGUCCCUGUCCUGCCCCCAGCUCCUCUCAUUCCUGCACAUCUUGAUCAGACUAAGAGGCUACGAGUCAACAACACUUACGUCGAGGUCGAGAGACAUCCCGAUGAUUUGGAUGGCGCUUUCCCCAUGUUCAGAGCCAAAACCCCCUGUGAUCUAUGCAGACGCAUGGGUCUGGACUGCUUCAUCGCCCAGAAAGGUGCCCUGAUCAAUGGAUGUACCUGCUGCAUCUCUCUCUACCGCGAGUGCAGCUUUACCUUCACUCAGCGCCAGGCCCAGGGGAAUUUCCUGGCCAUAUUGGGCAAGGUGACAGAAGACGUACAGGAAUCUGAAGGUGCACUUACCACCAAACGAGCUCUCAAAUCCCUGCCCGGGUCGGCUGGGUUUGAUGAGAGUAGGUGCCGGAAGAAUGGAGCAAGACUGUCAAGAGAGGCGGUCAAAGUUCUCAAUACCUGGCUUGCUGGGCAUGCUGACCAUCCGUAUCCCACUGAUGUUGAAAAGGACAGACUGAAAGAGAUCACAGGGCUUAAGCGAAGUCAAAUCUCCAACUGGCUUGCUAAUGCCCGGCGCAGAGGCAAAGUCAGGUCAACCUCAUAUGCUGCAUCUCCAGUCGUCCGUGCUAUCGAUAUACCUCCAUCAUCCCAUGCUGAUUUAGACCUUGAGGACAUGACACCCCUGGAGAGAUGGAAACAUUCACCGCCCGAGCAUGAAGCUGCUUCGACUACUGCCAUCAUGCGAGCCGUGGCGGAUGCUCCCUUUAGCGCUGGCCGAAAUUCAUCGCAGUCAAGUCUGCAGGGCUCGCGCCAGGGUUCACGCCGCACCUCCAGCAACGACGACUCGAACUAUUCCAUCUUCCAGGCUCCGUCCAUCAGCAGUUUGGAGACUAGCCGUAGCAGCGCUUCCGGCAUAUCGUUUACGUCUGCUAUGUCCCAUCGAUCUCGAGGCUCGUUCGGGUCUUUGGAUCACAAAGAGCGCCGUCGACGUCGGAGAGCACCAUUGAUUCAGCGUUACUCGUCUCAGAAACCCAGAGGAGCACGCAUCUUCCAAUGUACAUUUUGCGCAGACACUUUCCCUUCCAAGUACGAUUGGCAGCGACAUGAGAAGUCACUUCAUCUAGCCCUCGAACGUUGGGUCUGCUCACCUGACGGGGGUCUGGCACAUGUGGAUGGUCAGGCAGUCUGCGUCUUUUGCCGUUUGCCAAACCCGACCAACGACCAUCUCGAAAUGCACAAUUUCAUAGCUUGCCAGGAGAAGACGCUCACAGAACGAACCUUCUACCGGAAAGAUCACCUCAGGCAGCACCUCAAAUUGUUUCAUGGCACCAAAUUCGAUCCAUCAAUGGAAUCCUGGAAAAGCAUGAUCUCUGAGGUCAAAUCAUCAUGUGGUUUCUGUCCAAGCGUGUUCAGUACCUGGGAGCAACGCGUAGACCAUCUUGCGGCUCACUUCAAGAACGGUGCUGACAUGAGCGCAUGGGCGGGCGGAUGGGGCUUCGAACCUCACGUAGCGAAAUUGGUCGAAAAUUCAGUACCGCCUUAUAUGAAUGCCACUGAGAGAUCGAGCAUGGAUCCAUUCGUUGCAAAGGCCACCACCCCGGGUAGUGCUGAGGAGACGAAUUUAACAUUCGCUACCACGGCACCCUCUACGCUGGCUGACUCAAAUUGUUGGAGACGCCUGGAACAAGUCCUGAGUGGAUAUAUCACUCAACACAAAGCAAUGGGGCAUAUCCCAACCGACAAAGAGUUGCAAGAUCAAGGUCGGCUGAUUGUCUUUGAUGACGAUGAUCCUUGGAAUCAGACAGCGGCAGAUAACGAGCAGUGGCUUGCAACUCUGAAGUUUCAGCACGGUAUUGGCGAAGAUCCGGGCGCAGCUCCUAAAAGACUAGAAGAGGUGCCCAUCACCCCACCUUAUGCCAUCCGGGGUGGCUUGAAGCACGGACGAGGGUUUGGCUGUACGGGCGAAAGGAAAGCAGGAUAUUCUGCACCUGAUGGCCACGCGGCUAUAGCUGCUUCUGCUCCGGCGGCUUUGGAUCCUCUCCUGGACUUUGAUUUUGAUCAGCUUAACUUCAACACCCUCGAUAUGGUCAUGGUAGACGGGGUCGAAGACACGACAGCGAUGAACGAGCUUUAUGGAAACACUCAGACAAUACAGAAUGGCAAUAUGCCUGCCUUGGGCAGUUGGGAGAUGCCGGCCAGCACUGAUGUGGUCGAUGACAGCACCGAGCAUUUGAUGAGCGAGCACGACUUGAAACAGCUGUCGGGAUAUAUGGCCAGCUUUCGCUGA